Messenger RNA from Acipenser ruthenus (sterlet), 4620 nucleotides. RefSeq names its product oxysterol-binding protein-related protein 11-like. The coding region runs from base 333 to 2504 and encodes 723 amino acids. NCBI's taxonomy places the organism in Eukaryota, Metazoa, Chordata, Actinopteri, Acipenseriformes, Acipenseridae. Gene Ontology annotation, cellular component: membrane; cytosol; intracellular membrane-bounded organelle. The record is from RefSeq and is a predicted model, not a curated record. Gene Ontology annotation, molecular function: sterol binding. The transcript is spliced from 13 exons.
CCCGGAACGCAAAAUCACGUGAUUCAGUGAAUCUUUUUCGAGUCAUUUUCAAGGAGGGAUGAGAGUAAGGUGCUUCUCACUGUAAAGAGUGAUGGGAGUCUGACAUUAUUUCUGGUUUAUACUGUGUUGAAGGUAGUGAAGAACCAUUUCUAGCACGGUGCAGCAUGGUGGUUUGUUCUACUCUAUUUCUGCACCUUUCCAGUCGUUAAUAACACACUGUGGAGGCUUGGAAGGAAGAGGCGAGGCCCCGUCGGUGGGGGUGGUGCUGUUUUUAACUGUGCGAUACCCGCACAGACCCCUUCUCACUUUAUCUGGGAGUUUAAUCGGGGGUGAUGCAAGCGGAAACGACAGCAAUGCCAGUCUCUGAAAGCGAGGAAAAACAGGAGCUGUACAACCAAAAUAAAACUCCUGCCGCUCUGAAGGGGAACUCAAAAGACUGGCAGUACAGUGAUCACAUGGAGAACAUCUGUGGUUACCUGAUGAAAUACACCAACCUCGUCACAGGCUGGCAGUAUCGAUUUUUCGUCUUGAACAAUGAGGCGGGGAUGCUGGAGUACUUUGUGAAUGAGCAGUCCAGAGCUCAGAAGCCCCGGGGGACAUUGCCGCUGGCCGGGGCUGUCAUCUCCCCCAGCGAUGAGGACUCGCACACCUUCACCGUCAACGCCAUCAGCGGGGAGCAGUACAAACUGAGAGGUACAGAUGCAAAAGAGCGACAGCACUGGGUUAGCAGGUUGCAGAUCUGCACACAGCAUCACACAGAGGCCCUAGGCAAGAGUAAUCCCCCCCUGAAAUCUCGGAGUUUCUCAAUGGCAUCGCAGAGCAGCAGUGGUUCCCCCCUUUUACUGAGGAGAGCCAGUCAGAACGCUGCCUCCUUCUUCAACGUGUCGCAACACAAAGGAUCGUCCUCCUCGAGCAGGAGGACCCUGCAGCCAGACCACUUGAUGGCUGUGCGGGAGAUGAUGACCCAGGCUGAAGGGCAGCACAGGGACCUGAUCCAGACAAUAGCGAGCUUGCCUGCCUCUGGUGGGCUGGCUCCCCUGGACCGGGACCUGCUCCUGCUCAAAGCCACAUCGAUGGCAACCAUGAACUGCCUCAAUGACUGCCUCCACAUUCUACAGCUCCAGCAAGCAGCCCAGCAGAAGUGCCCAGUCCCAGAGGCGACCAUCGAGUGGCUGGAGCCCAAGCUGCCUCUGUCUGAUCACCUGAAGAAUGGCAACACCCUCCAGAGCUUCUCCACCCGGGAGAGCAGCAAGUCGCCAGACAACUGUAUGGUCCAGAUCAGCCCGGAGCCCUGCCACUUAAGUGCGGAACACGACGACAUAGAUCCAGAGGAUGAGGUCGUGGAUUCCUUUGUUGAGAAGGAGGAUGAACUGGGGCCCAUCGAGGAAGAGCGCAGCAUCAUCUUACACCUGCUGUCCCAGCUCAAGCUGGGCAUGGAUUUGACGAGAGUGGUUCUUCCUACCUUCAUCCUGGAGAAGCGUUCCCUGCUUGAAAUGUAUGCAGAUUUUAUGUCCCAUCCGGAUCUGUUUGUCGCCAUCACUGAUGGGGCUAACCCUGAGGACCGGAUGAUCCGCUUCGUGGAGUAUUACCUCACAUCCUUCCACGAAGGGCGCAAGGGGGCCAUCGCCAAGAAACCUUACAACCCCAUCAUCGGGGAGACUUUCCACUGCUCGUGGAGGGUCCCCUCCCACAAGGGCAGCUCCUUGUCGUCCCAGGGCAGCCUGAACAAGGCUGGUUUGGAGGGGGGGAAGGAGGCCUCAGACUCUUAUCACGUCCGCUUUGUGGCAGAGCAGGUGUCCCAUCAUCCCCCUGUUUCCGGGUUUUAUGCGGAGUGUGCGGAGAGGAGGAUGUGUGUAAACACCCAUGUGUGGACGAAGAGCAAAUUCAUGGGAAUGUCUAUAGGAGUUUCCAUGAUCGGAGAAGGUCUCUUGUGCCUGCAGGAGCACGAUGAGGAAUACACCUUCACCCUGCCCUGUGCAUAUGCUCGCUCCAUACUCACAGUGCCCUGGGUGGAGCUGGGAGGGAAGGUCAAUGUCAACUGUGUGAAGACCGGCUACUCUGCAGCCAUUACCUUCCAAACCAAACCCUUCUAUGGGGGCAAACUGCACAAAGUCACAGCUGAAGUGAAGCACAAUCCCACCAACACAGUGGCAUGUCGGGUGCAGGGGGAGUGGAAUGGCGUCCUUGAAUUCUCCUACAGCAACGGUGAAACCAAAGUGGUGGACGUCCCCAAACUCCCAGUGACGAAGAAGAGGGUGCGGCCCAACGAGAAGCAGGGAUCCUACGAGUCCAGGCGACUGUGGCAACAUGUGACCCAGUCCUUGAGGGAGGGAGAUAUAGAGAAGGCAACAGAACACAAGCGACUGUUAGAGGAGAGACAGAGGGCCGAGGAGAGGCAUCGCACGGAGACGGGGGCAGCGUGGUGCACCAGAUAUUUUCAGAGUGAGGGUGAAGGUUGGGUAUAUCACAAACCAUUGUGGAAAACGUCGGGAGCAAGCGUUUAAAUCCACUGACCCAAGAGUACAAUACAACUAUUCUUUUGAAUGACUGCGUCAGGUUUUAAUUUAGCCAUAAGGUGUGGGUUUUGUUUUUUAAUUAUAACAACAAAAAGUUAACUCCCCUUUUUCCCUUAGCAAGGCUGUACUGUGAAAGAGAAAACAAUAUUAUAGGGCACUUUAAAUACAACACGACAUGAGGUGCAUAUUUUAUAACGAUUCAUGAAUACUUUUGUAUGUUCAAGUACUUAAUGUCUUUGAAUCAAUCUGUGUUCUUGUACAGCUUGUACAUUAUAAGAGGUACUUUACUGAUGCUGCCUUAAGAUAGGCUAGAUUUGAGCAGCUGCGAGCAAUGUUGAUGCCUUGGUUUUGUGUGAUGAACUCUACUUGGAGAUUACAAAGUUAUCCUAUCUGGGAGUUUGUGCACACAAUGCGCCGUGUAUGAGGAGUGGAAAUGACCUGCGCAAUUUCUUUUCCACCCAAUAUAUGAAAGAACUGCCUGUCAUCGCCAAGCAAAUGACUGAGAGAUUGUAUUGCAAAACAGGAUGCCUUCUCACUUUGCGAUCAAGGAAUAAGUAGCAGUUACUUUCAAACCUGACUUUUAGACUUUUUUUUUUUCUCCUCCAUCAUUAUUGAAUCUCACUGAUGUCGAAAGACAUAAUCAAAAUGAGAGAUGUUUGCUGCCGAGGGAUAAACUCCAGCUGCUGUUAAACUGAACUCUGAGAUGACCUUCUGCUUGUUAAUACCAAGGGAGAGGAAAAGCAUAUUGUCAUUCUUAAGCUUUUUUCAUUCUCCCCCACCACGUCCUUCUAAAACUGUAUACUGUGGCGUUUGGGAUCUGCUAAUAUCUUCAGCAUCAUGUUAUGCUGUACUGGUGUGUGUGUAUAUAAAAAAAAAAAAAAAAAAAUGCUGAAAUGUACUUUUGUUUCAAAAGACUUAAUCAUAUUUUCUAUGAUUACAAAAUAUACAAUAAUGUUGUAUUAAUUCAGUUCAGUUAAUCUGGGAAGCAAUCUUCCCAGCCUGAUCCUUAGAGUCAAGACACUGAAAUGUUUUAGAACAGGUAUCCUACUAAACUCAUUUAUUAAUCACCAUUAUGUGGGAAAUUAGCUGUAGUGUUGGAUAGAUUUGAGGUGCCUCAAACCCCUUUACCCUCCCCACUAAAGCAAAACAGCCAGCCGUUCCCCGAUAUGUUGGGUCUUGCUGCUUAAAAAAUGGGUUUUAAGAUCCUGCUGUUCAUUGCAUAAUCGACAGCUUCUGCUUUUGCUUUAAGAAACUAAAAGUGAACCACCUCAGGAAGGUGGUCACGAUUCUGGAUUAAACGUACACUAUGUGAUCAAAGUACCUCUUGGUACCUAUAUGAAAAUGAAGGCUUUUAUUUUAUAACAUUAACAGCAACAAACGCACACACACUGGCUCUUAAACUGAAAGUGUGGAGCGUGUUUGCACUGGUUGACGUCAGGCUUUUUUCUGUUUCUUUUUUGUUAAUGCGAUUCACAACUCAAUCUUCAAACAAGUUUAAUAGAUAUGAAGUUGAUUGUUCACAAAGGGGAAACGUGGAGGGCAUGGUCAGUUUGUAUAGUGAACCAAUUCUCAUGGGGAAAAGGAGGAGCUUCUUUAACUCCACACAAAGAGGUUGGUAAAGGAUGGUUUUCAAUGUAUUGAUUUUCAUUGUCAUACGAUACCUUAAUCUCUCCAGCGUGGUGCCUUACACUAUUUCUUCUUACAUUAUGUCUUCCAGUCAGUGUAAGUAACAUAACCUAUCAACUACAGUACUGAGGAAAGUGGUAAGCCAAUCUAUUGUUUCAUCAUGGAUCAUGAACAAUAUCAUGGCGUCGUUUUGAUAUUUCAGAAAUAGCAAGAACAUCUACUUAGGGAUCUGCAAACUUUAACAAACAAGUUUGUUUAUAAAAUGUAUUCCUGUUACCUUUGAAAAUGAGAUGCAAUUGAUGGACAUUGACUUUACAGAUCGAGUGGUUUUAUGCUCAUUACUGGGUAAAAGAACCACUCUACGUUUUGCUGACCUGUGAAAUGCACUGAAAUAAAUUAAGAUGACACUCCUUGUAGUCUUAGAUAAGUGUGAAAAAUGAAUGACCUAUAAAUAAAUAAAUAAAAACCACUCAUGUAA